Messenger RNA from Musa acuminata AAA Group (dessert banana), 603 nucleotides. RefSeq names its product zinc finger protein ZAT4-like. The transcript has a single exon. Lineage: Eukaryota; Viridiplantae; Streptophyta; Magnoliopsida; Zingiberales; Musaceae. Bases 1 to 603 code for a protein of 200 amino acids. The record is from RefSeq and is a predicted model, not a curated record.
AUGUGCAAGAGGGAGUUCCGUACUUGGCAGUCGCUUGGCGGCCACCGCGCCAGCCAAAAGGGCUGUUACGAGAGGGCCAGAGAUACAAGAGAGUACGGUCGUAAUGACGGCAAGAAGAGAAGAAGGAAGCGAGGGAGGGAGGAAGCCGGAUCGGACCGUCUGAGGCCGACCCAGUUGAUGCAGCUGCAGCUGCAGCACCACCACCAGCAAGAUGCAAGAGAGUCCGGUCCUACAGCCGAUGGGUGUAGAACAAGGAAGAGAAUGAUAAAGGAAACUAUGGAGAUGUCGGAGGAGGCCAAGCCUAUUGAGGCAGCUGCGGCGGAGGAGGCGUCGCAGGAGAAUAGGUACAUCUGCAGUUGGUGCAACAAGGAGUUCCCCACCAGGCAGGCGCUCGGCGGCCAUCGCACCAACCACAAGGACCAAAAGGGCUGUUCCGAGAGGACCAAAGAAGCAAUAGAGUAUGAUUCUAGAGCCGACAAGAAGAUGACGGGGACGAGAGAGAAAAAGGAAACAGAGUCGUCGGAGGGCAAGCCAAUUGAGGCAGUAGCGACGCAUCCUAAUUGGACAAACUAUCUUCGCAUUCACCCAAGAGACAAGCAUUAA